AACCAUCGGUCCCAGCAACUUGUAUUCAGUGAGCUUACGCAAGUUUAGGACGCAGCGGGUGUAGGUAACAGCCGUGCCUUAGGAGGCCGUCGCGCUUACAGCAAGCACAUACCCCUUAAGUCUGACAAGGGGAGACGAGAGAGAGGGUGAGAAUAAGGUCAGCGGCUCUUACUACGCGGAGCGUCUAUAGCGAGGAUGGGGAAUCUCGUUUUAGAUCCGCAGAUUCGCGACUGGGUGCUGGUGCCGCUGACGGUGGUGAUGAUCUUAAUCGGCGUCCUGCGACACUUCGUUGCGAAGCUCAUGCGAUCCGAUGCGAAGAUCGACGUCAAGGCGAUCAAGGAAGGGCAGCUCGUGAUUCGAGCGCGCAACCUUAGAGGUGCCGGCGGAUUCAUUCCCGCUCGCAGCUUCACACAGAGGCGGCACCUGUUCUGCAAUGAGGAGAAUGGCCUGCUGCACGUGCCGAAGGGGCAGGGCGGCAACCCCCAGGCGGCCAUGUUCUCAGAUCCUAACGUGGCCAUGGACAUGAUGAAGAAGAACCUCUCCAUGAUCAUCCCGCAGUCACUCACCUUCGCCUGGGUCAACUUCUUCUUCUCUGGAUUCGUCGCAGCCAAGGUGCCUUUCCCCUUGACCCAGAAGUUCCGAGCGAUGCUGCAGAACGGCAUUGACUUGAGCACAGUGGAUGUCAGCUUCGUCAGCAGCCGCUCAUGGUACUUUCUUAAUCUCUUUGGCCUUCGGGGGCUCUUCACGCUGAUCCUUGGAGAAGACAAUGCCACGGACGACACACAGCGAAUGAUGGCCAUGCAGAUGGGUGGUAUGGGCGCCGACCCCACCAAG
Closterium sp. NIES-67 is the source of this 834-nucleotide messenger RNA. The record is from the annotation of a GenBank genome assembly. NCBI's taxonomy places the organism in Eukaryota, Viridiplantae, Streptophyta, Zygnematophyceae, Desmidiales, Closteriaceae.